AUGCAAGCGCCAAUGCAAGCACCAGUGGUGUUUAUGAACACUUCUCAAGAAAGAACCACGGGUCGCCAGGCUCAAAUUUCCAAUAUUACCGCUGCAAAAGCUGUUUCUGAUGUUAUUCGUACCUGUUUGGGUCCAAAGGCUAUGUUAAAGAUGUUAUUAGAUCCUAUGGGUGGGUUAGUUCUUACAAAUGAUGGUCAUGCUAUUCUACGUGAGAUCGAUGUCGCUCAUCCUGCGGCAAAAUCAAUGCUAGAAUUGUCAAGAACUCAAGAUGAAGAAGUUGGUGAUGGUACCACCACGGUUAUCAUUCUUGCCGGCGAUAUCUUGGCUCAAUGUGCCCCAUAUUUGAUUGAGAAAAACAUCCAUCCUGUAAUUAUCAUUCAAGCUUUAAAAAAGGCGUUAUCUGAUGCCCUAGAAAUCAUCGACGAAGUAAGUAAACCUAUUGAUAUAAAUAAUGACGAUGCAAUGAAAAAAUUGAUUAAUGCUUCAAUUGGUACCAAAUAUGUCAAUCUUUGGUCUGAAAAGAUGUGCGAAUUGGCUCUUACUGCUGUUAAGAUUGUCAAAGUCGAUCUAGGUUCCGUAAAUGAUCAAAAUGAACCAAUUUUUGAAAUCGACACUAAGAGAUUCGUUCGUAUUGAAAAAAUUCCAGGCGGUGAAGUGUUGGAUUCUCGUGUAUUAAACGGUGUCAUGUUAAAUAAAGACGUCGUUCAUCCAAAAAUGUCUCGUUUCAGAACAAACCCAAGGGUUGUACUAUUAGAUUGUCCUUUAGAAUAUAAGAAAGGUGAGUCUCAAACAAAUAUUGAAAUUCAAAAAGAAGAGGAUUGGAAUAGAAUCUUACAAAUUGAGGAAGAACAAGUUCAAAUGAUGUGUGAGCAAAUUCUCUCAGUUAAACCAGAUGUUGUCAUCACUGAAAAAGGUGUUUCUGAUUUAGCUCAACAUUUCUUACUAAAAGGUGGUUGUAGUGUAUUAAGAAGAGUUAAAAAAUCAGAUAAUAAUAGAAUUGCUCGUGUCACCGGUGCUACCAUUGUAAAUCGUGUCGAAGAUUUGAAAGAAUCUCAUGUAGGUACAGAUUGUGGUACUUUCAAAGUUGAUCUAAUUGGUGAUGAAUACUUCACUUUCCUAGAUGAUUGCAAAAAUCCAAAGGCAUGUACAAUUAUGUUACGUGGUGGCUCCAAAGAUAUCUUAAACGAAAUUGAACGUAAUUUACAAGAUGCUAUGGCCGUCGCACGUAAUGUCAUGUUAGCCCCAUCUCUAUCCCCAGGUGGUGGUGCCACUGAAAUGGCCGUUUCUGUUAGAUUGGCUGAAAAGGCUAAGCAACUAGAAGGUAUUCAACAAUGGCCAUACCAAGCCGUUGCAGAUGCUAUGGAAUGUAUUCCACGUACUUUGAUUCAAAAUGCUGGUGGUGAUCCAAUUAGAAUAUUGUCACAAUUAAGAGCUAAACAUGCCCAAGGUAAAAGCACUUUCGGUAUUGACGGUGAUCUAGGUAAAAUCGUCGACAUGGUAGAUUACGGUAUAUGGGAACCUGAAGUCAUUAAGCAACAGAGCAUAAAAACCGCCAUUGAAAGCGCGUGCUUAUUGUUAAGAGUUGAUGAUAUCGUUAGUGGUGUCAGAAAGCAAGAACAAUGA
This is a messenger RNA of Kazachstania africana CBS 2517, 1623 nucleotides long. RefSeq names its product chaperonin-containing T-complex subunit CCT3 (gene CCT3). The record is from RefSeq and is a predicted model, not a curated record. The coding region runs from base 1 to 1623 and encodes 540 amino acids. Gene Ontology annotation, biological process: protein folding. NCBI's taxonomy places the organism in Eukaryota, Fungi, Ascomycota, Saccharomycetes, Saccharomycetales, Saccharomycetaceae. Gene Ontology annotation, cellular component: chaperonin-containing T-complex. Gene Ontology annotation, molecular function: ATP binding; ATP-dependent protein folding chaperone; ATP hydrolysis activity. The transcript has a single exon.